AUGGCACAAGACUCGCCCCAGGCCUCGUCUUCUCACAUGAUGAAGACGACAAAGCGCGGUCGCCCAUUCUUAAAAGACACGCUCGAUCUCUUCGCGACAUUGAUCGUCUCUCUCCAGCUCACAACCCACAAGCAGUUCUUCCGUACAUUUCCUAAUUCCUUCACAACCGACGAGGCGGCGCUGAACCUCGCCAGCCUCAAGUUCUCGCAGUCGAACCGCGGGCCGGACCCCCGAGACCCCUCCCGGGUGAUCACGACGACGACGACGACCACGUUCUCGAUGACGCGCGACAUGGCAAAGGCCAUGUCCCAGCACUUCAUGGAUGCGCGGCUGAUCGAGAACGCCGCCGAUCCGUCCUCGAAUUUGUUCAAGGACCGCGGCGUGUACGUCCUCACGCCCAAGGGCCUCCACGUCCUCGAGCGCUUCAUCACCCGCAACGGCAUCAACGGUGACCACCUAUCGCACGUGUUCGCAACCCAGCCCAUCUGCAUGAAGCUCUUGCAUCUCGAGCGCCGCUCCAUCGACGACGAGAUCAUCGUCUCCCAGUCGGUCAUCACCGCCCUAUUCCGCAGAUUCGUCGGUCGCACCGCCAACUACCCGCCAGACAACGUAGACGCCCUCGGCUCAGAGCGCGCCUAUCACGAACGCUCCAAGGGUAUCCAGCUCCAGGAAUCCAACGAGCGCUCGGCCGGCAAGCCCUCAACUCACCACAGGCACUGCUUCAUGGCGCUCGCAGCCCUCGAGUGGCUCUGUGACUUUACUAGCGUCGUCGGCAGGGAAGAGGCUGCAGAGAUGGCCGCACAGUUCGUCCGCUUUGGUCUCAUCACCCUCGUGUCCGACAAGCGCAAGAACAACGACUCGGCUAUCAUCUUCACCGUUCGCGGAUCCGUGCCCAACGGAAAUUCGUCUGUCCAACAAACGGGUGAAUUCCGUUGCACAGCCAAGGCGAUCUACAAGAUCACAGAGGAGGGCAUCCGUGUCGCGCGCUGGAACAGCAGCGGCUCCGCUCGCGAAUCCCCUCACGCCUCGACGACGAACCUCACCGAGCGUUCAUCCGUCGACGACAAGGAAAAGUCGGGCGAGGCCAAGAUUCACCGCCGCAUCUCGCUUGCCGAGAAGAUGAACGCCCAGGAGCCCAAACAUGCAAAGGAGUCCAACACGGAGCGCUUGCGCUUUAUCAUCGAUCAGCCGCAGCUGCGGCAGCUUUUCCGCGACUUCCUGCGCGACAACUUCUGUGAAGAGAACCUGAGCUUCUGGGUCGAGGUCGAGGACUUCAAGCGCAAGUUCAACAUCACCUCCAGCGCGAGCUCCGCCCUGCAACCGCCGCCCGUACGACCCGCUGGCGCGAAGAGUACUCCCGGGCAGGUUGCGAUGGAACAACAUCACGAAGCGCUCAUCCAGCAGGCUUUCGAGAUCUACAGAACGUAUCUUGCGCCCAGCUCACCGUCCGAGCUCAAUAUCGACCACGGCUUGCGGAACGAGCUAUCCGCGUACCUCUCUGAGGUCAUGCAGAGCCUCACUGGCGCACCGUUCCAGGGUCGUCUCGAGGCUGAUCAACUCAGCAGUUUCAACGCGACGCAACUCCAGAUGAUGAUCAAGCUGUACGAACGCAUUCAAAUGCACGUCUUCCGCCUCAUGGCGACGGACUCGGUACCGAAGUUCACGAAGACGCCGCAGUUUGUCGAGUUGCGGAAGAACAACGAAGACUACGACUUCUUGGACAGCGAUGUGCAUUAUCUGUCAAACUCAGGGCCGUCGGUACCGCCGGGUCUCGCACAAGACCAAGAGGAGAUUGGCGGCGCCUACGUCACCGUCAGCCAACAGGCGUCUAACGCGCGCGCACGACAACACGAAGCAGCACAUCACCCUCAGGCCGUGCCAAGAUGGGAUAGCCGGUAG
This is a messenger RNA of Peniophora sp. CBMAI 1063, 1899 nucleotides long. The record is from the annotation of a GenBank genome assembly. Lineage: Eukaryota; Fungi; Basidiomycota; Agaricomycetes; Russulales; Peniophoraceae.